Molecule: messenger RNA, 4029 nt
Organism: Penicillium cinerascens
Lineage: Eukaryota; Fungi; Ascomycota; Eurotiomycetes; Eurotiales; Aspergillaceae
Exons: 5
Coding region: 1-4029 (1342 amino acids)
Biological process (GO): mRNA export from nucleus
Cellular component (GO): transcription export complex 2; cytoplasm; nucleus
Source: RefSeq, a predicted model, not a curated record
AUGGCGACCCCGUUCAAUCCGUUCGGCGUCCCCCGCGGAAAUGCACAAGCAAGCGCCACGAGCACACCAGGACGUGGCCGCGGAGCAUCCGCUGCUCGUGGGGCGUCAUUUCAACCCAGGGGCUCUAGGUCCAGGGCAUCCAAAUGGCGUGGCGCAGGACGGGGCCAAUCGAUGCCCCGUGGCCGAGGCCGCGGCGCUGGCGCUGCAACCACAGGCGUCUCUCACUCCACAGCAUCGAUGUCGCAAAUGCCGAACUCUGGCAACAGCAAUUCGCCAUUCGCCCAACUAGGCCAGCAGAACACCAUGGGAAGCCCGUUCAGCAAUCAGACAACGCAGCAGUCGCCUUUUUCUGCCAUCGCAAACGGAGAUCCCGGUCGAAAUGGUAAAUUUGCUCCACGAGGCGCGUUGAAACGAAACUUCCAGCGACAAUCGCCAACGAGCGGCACAAACACGGCAUCAAUGGCGUCUGUACCCGUAGAGGAUGCAUCGGCUGUGGCCUCACACCAUGAAAGAUACGAGCAGCUUAAACUUGAUCGAGCAAAACAGCGGCAGCAGGCAAUUAGAGAUGGACAGAUGGCGGAUCCGAAUCAGCCUACGUCUUUGAAUCAAGCCAUCACCCCGGUGGGCUCGUGUACCAGCAUGUGUCCUGAAUUCGAACGCGUUGAACGAAUUGUCCAAAAGAUGGUGGACAAGAGCGAAAAGUAUCUACACCCAUCAACCAACACUCUCCAGAACAUGGAGAUGAAGAUGCUUAAGCGUUUUCGACGAUCAGCAGCUGGCUACGACGAACAAUUGCCUUCAGAUAUUCGGACACCAAAAACACUCCUUCAAGCCACGAACUACCUGAUUCGGCAUGUCGUCGGUGGCAACGAGCCACUGGGCAUCAUCCACAAGUUUGUCUGGGAUCGAACCCGAUCCAUCCGAAAUGACUUCUCCGUCCAGCAAGUUACUCAAGAAGAGGACGUGGAAAUCGCAGUGACUUGCUUGGAACGGAUUGCGCGCUUCCACAUCGUGUCGCUUCACCUCCUCUCCAGCCCGGCAAAUGAGGAGCCUUUCGACCGCCACCAGGAGCGCGAGCAACUGAACAACACGAUGCUUUCGCUUAUGUACUACUACGAUGAUAACCGUGGACGCAUUGCAUUCUCGAAUGAGGAUGAAUUCCGCGCAUACUACAUCCUUUUCUCCAUUCACGAUCAACGCCCUGAUCUGGAAGCUCGUGUUCAGAAGUGGCCUUCCUCGUUGCUGAAUUCUCCUCGUGUCCAGGUCGCAUUAGACCUGUAUGCAGCGUCCUGCAACACUUGGGAUUACCAGGGUACUCUGGAUGCGCGCCGACCCAAUGCAAUUGCACAAGGAUUCUACACUAGGUUUUUCAACAUUAUCAACUCACGGAGCGUGUCUUACUUGAUGGCAUGUGUCGCUGAGAUCUACUUCAACCAUGUACGGCAAACCGCCAUCCGUGCGAUCUGGAAAGGAUACUGCCGUCAGCCAAUUUCACAGCAGUCCAAGAACGAAGAAUGGACUGUGGAUGAACUGACCCGGGUUCUACACUUUGACGAUGAGGAACAGACAAUCCAGUUCUGCAAUGAUCAGGGUCUGACGUUGAGCGAGAAUGCUAGCGGUCAGCUUUACCUUGACUGGGGCAGCCGUCCCGUUGACUCUAUCGCAUUUUCUCCAUCCUCAGAACACUCCUUUUCUGAGUCCUACGUUGAGUCAAAACGGUCAGGAAGAUCUCUAGUUGCUGUCAUUCUGGGGAUGAAUAUUCGAGAGGCCGCGAGGAUGGGCAUGGUUGACAAAUCCUACUUGCACCAACGGGUAGACAAGUCAGCAGAUAUUGCCGUCGAUGAUGAUUCUCUCUUCGUCACUGACCAGUACAACCGGACUCCUGCCCCUGUGGUGGAUAUGGACUCUCCCGAGCUGGAAAGUGAGGCAGAGUCCGUGUCCGGCAACGUCUUCCAGAAUCCUGCACCGUCUUCUGCCAACCCAUUUGCCAAUGCUCAGCCAGCUGCUCAGCAGCCUUCGAAUUCUCCAGCAAUGCCUCCCCCCGCAAACCCCUUCGCUUCGAUGUUUUCUACUGCCCCCGCCGCAAACAACCCUCCUGCAUCGUCAGCACCCUCCCCGAAUCCCUUCUCUUCAAUGUUCUCCAGUGGCGCCACUGCCAUUUCCACCCCUGCCCCAUCCGCUUCCACCCCGAACCCUUUCUCUUCGAUAUUCUCUGGUACCACUGCUGCUAGCAGUCCUCCUGCCUCGGCGAUGCUAGCAGCCAGCAAUCCAUUUUCCUUGCCGGCACAAACAACAUCGGCUCCCUUUGAACCGUCACCUUCGCCAUUCUCCUUCUCCAAGCUACCCGAGACAACCCAGAAAGAAGAGGCUACUCCGGCUACCACUGCUCCUGCGGCUUCAUCUGCUCAGUCCUCUUCAAUGUUCUCGGGUGGCAGUUUUCCAAACGUGACAUCAGAAAAGCCCAACCCCUUCGCCGCCUCUCUGGAUUCCAUUGCGUCGUCGAAACCGUCUGAGCUAAGUCAGAACAAUGGCUUCCAGUCCCCAUCUCCAAUUUUCCCGACCUCGAAACCCUUCUUCCCAUCUGCAGGUGCCAAAGACAGCUCCUCGGCAGCUACCAGCACUGCGGCUGUAGAGCCAGCCAUGAAAUCGAGCUCGCCGUUUAAUUUUGCAAGCCCGGCGCCACCUUCAUCAUCCUCGUCUUUGUUCAAGUUUCCGACUCCAGCAACCACAGACCCCAGCGAAAACAAGCCAUUCUUGUUCCCUGCAACCAAUGCGCCGGCUCAGCAGGCUUCCAGUUUGUUCAAGCCUGUUGAAGUGCCGGUUUCUGAAGGGCACUCGCAGUCGCUGUUCAUGCCUUCGAAGGGGCCCAGCCCUGACACUUCUUCCCAAAGCCAAAAUUCCCUGUUUAUUCCGAACACAUUUGCUCCCAGGAAGUCUACUCCUCUUCCUGCAUUUGGUGACACUCAGCCUCCGAAGCCUUUGUUCCCAGGUGCUACGGCGGGGUCACCAAUGGAAACGAAGGUUCAGGAACCACAGCCCAAGGAAACGGACACUACCAAUACACCCCCUGGAUCACCUAAGAUUGCCCCAGCCGAGAUCAAUGUCUCCAAUCAAGGGCCAGAGGCUCAAUCCAGAUCUCGACCAGCAGUGAUGGAGUCCGCUCAUCAGGUUGUGGAUGGGGAUGCGGUUGCCACAACACAGGAGCCUCCUCAGCCUACCAGCAGCUCCCAGAUCGACGAAUGGCAACCCCCUGUCUAUGCAUCAAUGGAAGAGCAAAAGGCUGAUUGGGAGAGGUUUCUUUUUCGAAACCACCCCGGUGGUGUCCCACCUCUACGUGAAGAAGCGGCAACGCGCAAGCGAGCGCUGGAAGAACCAGCUGCUAGUGAAUCUACCCAGGAGGAACCCGGCUCAAAGGUGGCCAAGGUAUCGGAGGCGACGAAAAUCUCCCCUCCCGCCAAGAAAUAUUCCCUUAUCGAGCAAUACAAUAAGGCAGUGCCAUCCUUGCCGUGUCUGGAACGCGCCAAGGAACUGUGCAAGCCUAAGCCACCGACCGAGGAAGAACUUCAAGCUGCGAAGCCAAACAAUCGCCAGGUUGAUGAAGAUGAGCUACUGCUGAAUGCAGCUCGGAUCGCAGCCGAGGAGCUGCGGACUGGGAGCAUCUUCGAUGGCUAUUCUCCAUACAGCGAGCCGUUUCGAUCCUCCUACAGUCCUCGCAACAGCCUUGGAUUUUCCAGCCCGUUUGCACAAAGUCUCUCGCCCCCGUCGCGUCCGAUGCACAACUAUGAGGUUGCCUAUGCUCCCGAUACCCCAGAUGGUUUGGGCAGGACAAUGUCUCGCACUGAGCAGCGGAUCCGAAUGACGGGUGCACAUGGACUGGCAUUCAAGCCUUUGGACUUUACUCGAAAGGGGAGGGAAGAGUUUGCUCGGAAAGAGAAGGAGAGGGAGGAGAAGGAGGAACUUGCCCGGAAAGAGAUGGAGGAGCAGCGCCUUGCUCGGAAGGACAAGAACAACUUCAGUCGAAGCGGGUAG